CCUGGGUAAGACAGGCAAGAGCAUCAGCUGCAGACCCAGUCCAGAAAGAUCCUCCAGUGAGCCCUGACGACAAACUGCACCUUCCCUACUACCUCACAUCACUCAUAUCUUUAAAGGAGGAAAAAAGCCUGUUUCAAUGAUGUCAACAGAAUGUGUUCAGCCACUUGAUAUCCCAGACGACAGACUGGACAAGCAAGAUUCACAGUGUAACCAUUUAGAAGAUCUUUCAGAGCAGCUGAUUAAGAGCUGUGACCUCAAAAAAAAACCAAGAAAAGGUAAAACCCUCACAGCUUCCCAGAAGACUGAACAGGAGCAAAAAAAGCCAAAGAGAAAAGAUACACCAGCAUGGCACACUCCACCACCUCUAACAGGCAUACUUUCAGACUCAUCUGAUAAUCUGCUGAAAAGGUACAGUAUCACAGAGAAGUCACAGAGAGAGAGAGUGAGUCCAGUCUCUCAAAUCACUGAACUGGAGCAGAAAAAGCCCAGGAGAAAAGAUACACCUGCAAUACACAUUCCACCUUUGAUAAUAGGCACCAGGCUGUUUACAGAAGAAGAACAAACAGUGAUUAUGGAAGAUGAAGAAAAGGAUGGAGACACAAUCCACAGUUAGAUUACAACAAUAUUUCUAUAAUACAGUGUAAAUAAUCAAGGGUCAUUCAAAGUGGCAGCACAUACAAAAAAGUUCUUUCAUCUUUAUAAAUAAUUAUUUUCUCAAUUGUACACUUGAAUUUAAACUAUCAUCAAGUGUUUAUCUGCUUAUCUCCAUCUCAUAAUUCCCAGCAAGCAUCAAUGGAGAUGAUGGCAGAAAUUUCAGUUACACUUAGGGUUUGAAGGAUUCUGUCAGUUUACUACAAGUGGCUUCCUAGCAUUUUUGUCAAUGAGGAAUCCACCUCAGGUCAGAUCUAGCUUUGUGCAGUGUGGUACUCAUACAGUACCUGGCACUAGAUACUAGAGAAGUGGUAGUGCAGAGCAGUAAAACAUCAACUAAUGAUUCAGACUGCUUUUUUUGCCUGACACUUUACCUCAUUUGUCAGCUUUCCUUUCCUGGAAUAACACUGACCACAGUGAAAAUUCCCAUAUGCAGAGCUGAUGGGAUAGAUGAAGAAGGUGAGAGGGCAGGAGUCAACUCUAUAGUCCCUGAAACGUAAAGCAAAAAUUUCUUCUGCCUGCUCAUGAAUUGUGUCUGUAAGGAGGAAAAGGUGAAUUUACUGUAGAAUGAAAAUUUAUACCUAAGGGCUCUCAGCAUUGACAGACACAUCAAACAGGAUGGAGGGCAGAGAUCUCAGUGGAGAAAUGCUAGGGAAGUGCAACGCCUGCCUUUUACCCCUGUGUUACACAAUUAUCUUCACUGGGUUGAUGAAAGAUAAAAUAAUUGGAUAGUUGAUGCUUUUGCUCCAAAUAAUUUCUUUUGACAUCUUCUUUUUAAAUUGAGUCCUAGGUCAUAAGUUAGGAGAGGUUGUAAAGAUUCAAAAUCACAGCAGGAAGGUAAAAAUAGAGUAAAAGCAAUAAUGUUACUCAAUGACAAAUGCUUACUGCAAGGUAGAACAGCAUUAUGUGACUUUUUUAAUAGUUGACCUCAAUGAUUCAAACAAGAUCUGUUUACACAGCCAGCUACAGCCUUCAGCAUUUGUAGAGAGAUGGGUAUUUGUAGAAUAUUUUACAAAAAAAAAGAUAGAACUGGACACUUCGUGCUUGCCUUAAUAACUCUGGGCUAGAUGGAGUAGCAUGGCCAGCUGAAACCUUAGGGAACUGAGCAGAGGUUGACGAUUAUCUAGCUUGGUGGACUGAAUUUAGUUAUCUUUUUAACUCACUUGGGCAGACAGCUGAGCACCAUAGUAGCUUGGACUUCAUUUGCCACUGUGACUGACCCAGCAUCUUUCAUGAGAAUGCAAUCCAUUCACAAAUAUAUGUCAAUGUAUACUCUCAAGAUGUAAUCAAUGAGCUUACAAUAAAUAAUUGCAUAUUAAAUUGUGCAAGAGGUCCACUAUAUUAUUAAUGAGAUGCCUGUUAUUUAGAAAGUGUAUUUGUUUUUAUCCUAUUAAUCUAUCAGUGAGACAAGAUAGUAUUUAAAAUAUAAACAAUCAAUAGUUAAAA
Molecule: messenger RNA, 2097 nt
Organism: Corvus hawaiiensis (hawaiian crow)
Lineage: Eukaryota; Metazoa; Chordata; Aves; Passeriformes; Corvidae
Gene: PPP1R17
Product: protein phosphatase 1 regulatory subunit 17
Exons: 5
Coding region: 137-613 (158 amino acids)
Biological process (GO): regulation of phosphatase activity
Molecular function (GO): protein phosphatase inhibitor activity
Source: RefSeq, a predicted model, not a curated record